This is a messenger RNA of Miscanthus lutarioriparius, 384 nucleotides long. Lineage: Eukaryota; Viridiplantae; Streptophyta; Magnoliopsida; Poales; Poaceae. The record is from the annotation of a GenBank genome assembly.
AUGGAGUGGGACAGCGAAGUCGACAACGCCGCGGCGGCGUCGGCGGCAGCGCGGAGGAGCAGGAGGAGGAGGGGAGGAGCGGGAGGCGAGGGUGGAGGUUUUGUUGCGUUGAAGCAUGCUCACAUAUAUGCCAAUCUCUUUUCAGCGAAAAUCCCCUUUCCGUUGACUCAGAGAUUCAGGGGAAUGCUGCAAAAUGGGAUUGACCUGAGCACUGUUGCUGUCAGCUAUGUCAGCAGCCGUUCAUGGUAUUUCCUCAAUUUAUUUGGCUUGAGGGGUCUUUUCAGUCUGAUUCUUGGUGAAGAAAACGCAACUGAUGAUGCACAAAAAAUGAUGCAAAUGGGCGGUGGAUUUGGAUUUAACCCAACAAUGUGUCAAAAUGUUUAG